CGAUUGGCGGCCGCUAGUCUCUGCCCGCCGCGGCCGGCGCUCGCCGCGCUCCGUACGGCGCUCGCCGCAAUCACAGUGGCCGCGGCGGCGACAACCCCGCAGGCAGCGCGGGACUUCUUUUUUCCAUUUGUGGAGUAAAGAAAGAAGAGAGAUGAUACUGAAAGCAGUUGUGCUGUUGGGCUGUGCUCUGGGCAUCGGUGCGUUACCACUGGAAGAGCCUGAAGAUGGAGGCAAGCACUGGGUGGUAAUCGUUGCAGGUUCAAAUGGCUGGUACAACUACCGACACCAGGCAGACGUGUGCCAUGCAUACCAGAUCGUCCACAGAAAUGGAAUUCCAGACGAACAGAUCAUUGUCAUGAUGUACGAUGACAUUGCAGAUAGUGACGAAAAUCCAACGAAAGGCAUUGUCAUCAACAGACCUAACGGCACAGAUGUGUAUGCAGGAGUACCCAAAGACUAUACAAAGGAGGAUGUUACUCCAAAGAAUUUCCUUGCUGUUCUCAGAGGAGAUGCAGAAGCAGUGAAGGGAAUAGGAUCAGGAAAAGUGCUGAAAAGUGGACCCAAGGAUCAUGUGUUUGUUUAUUUCACUGACCAUGGAGCUCCAGGACUUCUGGCUUUUCCUGAUGAUGAUCUUCAUGUGAAGGACUUGAAUAAGACCAUUUGGUACAUGUACCAUCACAAAAAAUACCAAAAGAUGGUAUUUUAUAUUGAAGCAUGCGAGUCUGGAUCUAUGAUGAAUCAUUUGGCUGAUAACAUCAAUGUUUAUGCAACAACAGCUGCCAAUCCCAGAGAAUCAUCUUAUGCAUGUUACUAUGAUGAUGAAAGGCAGACUUAUCUUGGUGACUGGUACAGUGUGAACUGGAUGGAAGAUUCAGAUAUGGAAGAUCUAAGAAAAGAAACACUCCAUAAGCAGUUUCAACUGGUGAGGAGACGCACCAACACCAGUCAUGUGAUGCAGUAUGGAAACAGAAGCAUCUCCUCUAUGAAAGUGAUGCAGUUUCAGGGUAUGGGGAAGAAAGCUAUCCCCAUUUCUCUGCCACCUGUAGAACACUAUGACCUGACUCCUAGCCCUGACGUCCCUCUUGCAAUCAUGAAACGAAAGCUGAUGGCUACUAAUGAUAUUCAUGAGGCGAAGAAGAUUGCAACAGAGAUUAAAACACACCUGGAGGCUAAAGAAUUUAUCCAGGAAUCUAUGCGAAAGAUUAUCACCUUAGUAACAGGAUCAAAAGAACAGACCAACCAGAUUCUGACAGACAGACUGACCAUCAGCAAUUAUGACUGCUACCAGGCAGCAGUGAACUACUUCAAAGCUCAUUGCUUCAACUGGCACUUUCCUGUGUACGAAUAUGCACUGAGACAGCUCUAUGUGUUGGUCAAUGUUUGUGAAGGAGGAUAUCCCAUUGACAGAAUACGCCUGGCCAUGGAUAAAGUGUGCCUUGGUUUAAAGUAAACCUCAAAUCCGUGGAAACAACAGUCCUUAGAAUAGCUCUUACUACAAGAGAUAACUUUUCAUAACUGUAAUAAUCUAGACUUUAUGUGCAUGCAACAUGAAGAGGGUCAACCACUGUAUCAGUCUUGAGUACUGCGUUGGGCAGCUGACCAUAAGCAAUACAGCACUUGCCAGUGCUCUUGCCUGCAUCCUUGCCCACUGACAGUCUGGGGGUUCAGCAGAGCCAUUUUGGCAGACUACAUGGAGCUUUCAAGGUGAAUGAUUUGUUUCAAAGUGCAAUGCUCCAAGAGUCUUUGGAUGAACACUACAAGCCAUCUAUCGAUGAUUCUAAUUCUAUGCUGAAUUUAAUCUUCGACUUGUUAAUUAUGGAAAAAAAUUAUAUUAGUGCUGUUAGCUUUUUAAAAAAUAUUAACAAACAUCCAUUUACAGUGACUAAGUUGCAGAUUGGUUGAAGAAUGAAGAAACCAAAGUUUGUUGUUUAAGCUUUAACUCCUUAACAGUUUAAAGAAAUGAGCUGUGUUUGAGAAUUAUCAUUUGUGUUAAACUGUGAAAAGCAAAAGCUUUUGUGGGUAGAAAGCAUUGUUUCCCAAAGAAAAACACAAGUAUCUAAUGCUCUAAUUUUAUCAUCAGUAUGAUAUAAGUAAAUGUGCAUACAUAUAAACCUCUGGAAAAUCUGAGUACAGAACUUGCCUGUGAAUAAAAAUAAAAUUGGGAGUUUCAUCAA
Rhea pennata is the source of this 2174-nucleotide messenger RNA. RefSeq names its product legumain (gene LGMN). The record is from RefSeq and is a predicted model, not a curated record. Gene Ontology annotation, biological process: vacuolar protein processing. The coding region runs from base 152 to 1450 and encodes 432 amino acids. Gene Ontology annotation, molecular function: cysteine-type endopeptidase activity. NCBI's taxonomy places the organism in Eukaryota, Metazoa, Chordata, Aves, Rheiformes, Rheidae. The transcript is spliced from 14 exons.